AUGGAGAGCCCGCAAGAAGAACCAACGCGGGCGCGGCGGCGGCGACGGCGGGGAAGGCCACCGCUUCCGCAGCCAGAGCCAGAGCCUGAGCCUGAGUCGGAGUCCGAGUGGGAGUCGGAGACACCGCCCAGGCCCUCCCCGCCCCCGGCUCCCGUGCGGCCCCGGGCCGGGAUUCACCCCCGGGCGCCUGGCGUGUGGCCUGACCGGGAGAAGCCCCGGUGCGCGAACCCUAUAGUCUGGGAGCCGCCGGAGGUCAUCCGCUGGGAUUUGAAGAAGUGGGAGGAGACCGACGCCUACUACCGCACAUCCCUGAAGGGGCUAAGGCAACAGACGGUCAAUAGACAUCCUAUUUCUCCUGAAAAACCUGAACAAGAAAAUGCUCGCUUCGACAAAUAUGGGUUUACAUCAUCUGCAGGUUUUCCAAAUCCCUUUAGUAACGUACCAGACGAAAGAAGCAGAAUCUCCUCUUUAGCUACAAAAGAUAUGAAGCCGCACGCAUGUCCUGAACCGGAAAAACCACCAAAGGAAGAAAAACCACAUGGCAUCGAUAUACUGCAACAUAUAAGGACGUCCUUACGUAACCAGAGUAAUAACGAAUUGAAGCCUACUGUCAUGGCUCCUCAAUUCAGAGUAAUAAUGCCUCACCAGGCAAAAAUAGAAAUCUCUCCCAAGGUAAAAGUAGAAGUGUCCCCCAAGGUCAUGGUGGAAGUGUCACCUGAGGUCGUUGUGGAAACUACUCCUAAGGCCAAGGUAGAAGCCUUCCGGAACACCGGUGCGAAAGCCUGCAACAAAGCCAACAUAGAAACUUCCCCUGUGGAAACGCUUCCCAAGGCUGGAGUCGCAGCAUGUCCCAAGGCAAAAGUGAAAGGCUCAAUAAAGAAAUCAGAAAUUGUCAAGAAGCCAGCAUCUUCGAACGUAUCACGUUACAGACGGCCAUCUUCUGCAAGCAGGCAGCAUCCGCCCUCUCCCGGCAGCAGGCAAAUCCAACAGAAUAACUCUCUGUCGCCUUUACCUAUCAUAUCAAGACAGUCAGCUACAUCUUCUGAUGUUUAUAAAGUAACACCUGUUCAAGACACCCUGUGUGCACCAGAUACAUUAAUAAGUAUUACCAAAAAGAGAAAAGAUGCCGUUUCUAAAGCCAUUAACAAACGUCAGGCUCCGAGCCACAAAAAUAGGAUCAAGGAAGAGGCCAGCGUUAAAAGCAUAUCUGAGACUAUGAGUGUCGAGGAGAUAGCAAAACUCCUGGAAGAAAAACGACGUCUUGCUCAGGAAUGGCGAGCCAGAGAAGAAGAAGACAGAGCAAGAAAAGAAAUACAAGAGAGUGUCAUCUGGAAAAUGAAAGUGCUGGCAAAGAAAGCAACUACAGGACUAGGCGGAGAUUUCUCCGUGUUUGAAGAUGACCAGCGACGAAAGGACGUGAAAACGAAGAAGGGAUAUCAGAACUACCAGGAUCGAGGAAUACCGUCUCAGGCCUCAGGGACACCUGGAUACAACAGGGUGGAGGCGGAUGAGACAAAUGAUGAUGACGGAAGGACAGGAUCUGAUGAUGAGUCAUUAGAUGAAAUGGCCUCUUCAGCAAUUUUCAAUGAUAUCAAUAUGCCCCAUAAACUCAAAAACAAAAUGAAAACUGGCAAAAUUCCAAUGAAACUGACCUACCUUCACGCUAGUGGAGAACACAUAACGAAAGAAACCAAGUCAUAUAAGAGUAAUGUAAAAAUUCCUAAGAAAAAUGCAAAAGACCCAUUAACUCAGGCCAAAGGGUCAAGACCAUCUUUGAAGAAAAUGGUUGGCAACACUACUAAAACCAUAAACUCAUGUGGAGCACAGCACACUCUGGGAGCGUUCAAUAGCCUGAGUGGUGAGGCACACGGCUGGAUGUGCAACAACACCAUCCAUGUAGUUGGCCAGAUGGGGCCACCCCUCUCAAGUUCAGAUGCCCCUCUUGACAACCAAAAGGGACAUGUAAAAGAUACCAUAAAAUUUCUGCAAAAUCCUCAGAUGUGUUUUGACGGGAGGAAGAAGAAUAAACCUGUGUCACCUCACCCUGGUAAGGCCUCAUUUCAUCUUCAUGGUGCCUGAAAGGUGUAACUGACCUUAAAUUCUCCUUAGUUUCCUUCUGUCACAGAGCAGUCUGCAGAGUGUAACUUUGGAGGGCAGGAAGAAAACAGCGUGGGCUCCAAAGUAAAGAUGUAGAAGGGUUUUCUACUAAGUCAGUUUUGAGCAUGUAGAUGACUUGAUUCUAAUUUUCUGCCCCACACUUCCUGCCACAUAUUAAAAGAAUAGGCUCCUUCCCCCAGAUGCCGGAGGUUCCACCGAGUUCCUGUCCACCGGCUGUUUGACAAGCACGCAGAUCAUCACUUAGGGUGGGGGGUUAGUGAUGUCUUCAGAAUUAGUCUCUCGCCCCAUGUUUCCGAAACCAGAAGGUCUUUGUUUCUCUCUCCUUGAGAAGCUCUCUUGGAAACCGAUAGGGGCAGCUUGGGCCAGUUUGGGGACUGGGCAUGCGUGUGACACUUAGAACAGUGCCACCAUGUCAGCAGCUCCUGGAGGGGGCCUGCCAGUGUCCCCCAGGCCACCCUGAAGGGAGGCUGGGGCAGCAGGUGGCACCAUCAGCAUUUUCUUGCCUAACCUUCCUCUUGUCUCUCUUCC
Loxodonta africana (African savanna elephant) is the source of this 2646-nucleotide messenger RNA. Its product is annotated as MAP7 domain-containing protein 3-like. Bases 1 to 2079 code for a protein of 692 amino acids. The record is from RefSeq and is a predicted model, not a curated record. The transcript is spliced from 11 exons. NCBI's taxonomy places the organism in Eukaryota, Metazoa, Chordata, Mammalia, Proboscidea, Elephantidae.